Lindgomyces ingoldianus is the source of this 644-nucleotide messenger RNA. RefSeq lists its product as uncharacterized. The record is from RefSeq and is a predicted model, not a curated record. Bases 1 to 627 code for a protein of 208 amino acids. The transcript is spliced from 3 exons. Lineage: Eukaryota; Fungi; Ascomycota; Dothideomycetes; Pleosporales; Lindgomycetaceae.
AUGAAUGCGGCUCAGCUGCGCGCUGACAAGGGCUCGGCGGACCGAAAACAGCAGCUCGAGGCCGGAUGCGCCUGCUACUGGGGGUUGCUGCUGCGGAUGCAGAGGCGGGCGGACAGCGGCUCUCGUUCAAACAAACGUCGUGAGCCUGGGAUGGAGCGCGCCGCCGUGCGUGGGCUGGAGGCGCUCAGGCAAGACGAGGACCCCCGUUCACGCUCAAGCCACGUUCGACACGCGGCGCAAGGUGGUCCGAACGAGUUUCAGGAGAACGUGAAGGGUGUCUCAACCCCCCAAUGCGGAAACGCUGCAGACAGACACCUGCAGACGUCGUCCCAGGCCCUCGAAACACUUCCCCCGCCUGUUGGGUAUAACUGCGCGGAUGCGCGCUCGGGAGUCCGCCCUUCACAAGCCCUGCUAGCACUCGGCCACAUCCCGACGCCUCCUGCAACUGCAACUGCAACUGCAACUGCAAUCUGCAAUCUGCCCACCGCGAACGUCAACGCUCCGAGUCCUGUGCCCGCGCUCCCUCGUGCCCCGCUGUUCCGCCUCGCAUUGCCGUGUUUCAGACUGAUUUGGCACGCUGGCCGCUGGCUCUUGCACUGGAGCCCGCGCCGGGGCAGCUCACCAUAACUCUCCGGGCAGCAGCC